GUGUCGCACUGCCAUCACAACUGGUCGGCUUUCCGCGGAACCUUUUCCUUGUGCUUAGCUCAACACGGAUCUCAGAAAGGCUACACCAGUUAGCCCUGCCGGCGGUAGCAGCAGCUAGCAGUCACUCGUUUUGUAUUUUCAACGGUCAACAGUCAUUGUAAUUUAGUUGACCGCUUCAAAGCUGGACGACAGUGACUGAACUGUCUCUCUGUUUUGCCGUGAGUAAAUUGUGCAGCCGAGGCCCUCAAAAUGAGAGAAGGUGUGUGUGUCGUGUGAUUCUCUUUGUGCCCAGCCAUGGAGAAGUCCUGGAGGCUGUGGGGAGUGAUGGAGCGCUGUACUCUGGCUCUGGUCUCCUGGUCCUGGGGUGCCUGUCGAGUCUCCCUUUUGGCUCUCAUUCUCACCUUCCACCUGUAUGGAGGAUUUUUUCUCCUUGCUCUCAUCCUAGCCUCUGUGGCAGGCAUCCUCUACAAAUUUCAGGAUGUGCUCCUCUACUUCCCUGACCAGCCCUCAUCCUCUCGUCUGUAUGUUCCCAUGCCCACCGGGAUCCCACAUGAGAACUUGUACAUCCGCACUAAAGACGGCGUAAAGCUCAACCUCAUCCUUCUUCGUUACACGGGAGGUGAUUCGGCCUCAGGAGUCACCCCCAGCAAUCAGAGCAGCCCAACAUCUUCAGCUCCACCUACAAUUCUUUAUUUCCAUGGCAAUGCAGGUAAUAUAGGCCACAGAGUCCCAAAUGCCCUGCUCAUGCUGGUCAAUCUAAAAGCCAACAUAGUGCUGGUGGACUAUCGUGGUUAUGGAAAGAGCGAGGGUGAGCCCAAUGAGGAUGGGUUGUACCUGGAUGCAGAGGCUACACUGGACUACGUCAUGACCCGUCCUGACCUCGACAAGACGAAGGUGGUACUCUUUGGUCGCUCACUGGGAGGAGCUGUGGCUGUGCGCUUGGCAUCAGUCAACCCUCACCGGGUAGCAGCCAUUAUUGUUGAAAACACUUUCCUCAGCAUUCCUCACAUGGCAGCAACACUCUUCUCCUUCUUACCCAUGCGCUUGCUGCCUUUGUGGUGCUAUAGAAAUCAGUUCCUUUCUUAUCGGCACGUGGCGCUGUGCCGCAUGCCCUCGCUGUUCGUGUCUGGUCUGUCAGACCAGCUUAUCCCACCAGUCAUGAUGAAACAACUGUAUGAGCUGUCUCCUGCUCGGACUAAACGCUUGGCAAUCUUUCCAGAGGGAACACACAAUGACACUUGGCAGUGUCAGGGUUACUUUGCUGCUUUGGAGCAAUUCGUAAAAGACUUGCUGAAGAGCCAUGCCCACGAGGAGAGCACUCAACCCUCAGCCAGUGUCACCAUCAUCUGAAGAAAGCAGUCAGGGGGCGGCUGUUGGUAACCCGUUAUGGGUGGGGGAGUCAAGGCUGUCAAAAAAAUUGGUGUGAGGAACUAAUUUGAAUUGAUUUUUCAAAAGAAUGUACAUUUUUCUAUGAUUUUUUUUCCUCCCGGGUUUUUAUUUUCUUCUGUGAAUUUAACAUGUUUGUUAAAAUGACUAUUUUGACUUUUUCAAGGGUUUAGGAGAAAGUAACUGUACCUUCAAAAGAUUUGUGUGUGCGUGUGUGUUGCAGCUACGAAUGCAUGUAUUUAUGGCCUUUUAUGAAUGAAUCCAGAGCAUAAAUGCCCACACUGCAAGACAUGACGCAACCACGAAGGAAUUUAGCUGUAGUGGAUCUGCUGAAAUAAAUUAAAAGGAAACAGUGGCACAUAUUGUAAUGACCACAUUUCAGUGGAAAUGAUUAUUAGAAUUUCUAAUUGAAAAUUAUGUCUGUCUACUACUGUAUAUACAGUAAACGCAUAGAUCUUUAAUAUGUGGCACUUUUUAUGUGGACCAUUUUGUUCAGAUUGUUGUUUUAAAGGUAACAACAAUACCUGGUGAAGCAUACAAAUAUUUUUUUCCCCCCGUUAAUAUGGAGUACACGCAGUGGUUUUAUGGCAUAUUGGAAUUAAUAUUUAUAUGUUCCUUGCAAAAGGUUAUUAUAUUAUUCCUUUUGUUGGGCAUAAAAACAUUGAGUGACAUGCUUCUGUUUUUAAAAAUAAGUCGGAUCUCAUUUCCAGUCAGACUGCUUCCGAUUCAGUCUCAAAGAUAUGUUUUGUCACUGCACCCUCUUAAAACGCAACUGGCAUACUACUUAAUCUUAAAUAGGCUCAAGUUGCUGUGGGAGAACUGGAGAGUGUGCUCGGAGUGUAGGUUGUUAUGUAAGGCUUCGUACAGGUUUCCCCCCCCAAUCUAAUACAGCACCAUUAUACUUGUAUUUAUGUACACCGAAAGAGUAAAUACUUCCCAAUGACUAAUUUCAUGCCAAAAUAACUAAAUAAAAAUUCCAAUGUUGAGCAGAA
Solea senegalensis (Senegalese sole) is the source of this 2378-nucleotide messenger RNA. It is a transcript of the gene abhd13, whose product is annotated as abhydrolase domain containing 13. Gene Ontology annotation, molecular function: palmitoyl-(protein) hydrolase activity. The transcript is spliced from 2 exons. Gene Ontology annotation, cellular component: membrane. The coding region runs from base 295 to 1350 and encodes 351 amino acids. NCBI's taxonomy places the organism in Eukaryota, Metazoa, Chordata, Actinopteri, Pleuronectiformes, Soleidae. The record is from RefSeq and is a predicted model, not a curated record.